Messenger RNA from Pangasianodon hypophthalmus (striped catfish), 2092 nucleotides. RefSeq names its product ammonium transporter Rh type C 2-like. Gene Ontology annotation, molecular function: ammonium channel activity. The record is from RefSeq and is a predicted model, not a curated record. The transcript is spliced from 11 exons. Gene Ontology annotation, cellular component: plasma membrane. Gene Ontology annotation, biological process: ammonium homeostasis; ammonium transmembrane transport. Lineage: Eukaryota; Metazoa; Chordata; Actinopteri; Siluriformes; Pangasiidae. Bases 64 to 1527 code for a protein of 487 amino acids.
CGACUCUUUACACAAACUCCUGCUUGAAACGUAUCCUGUUUUUGGAUAUCAGUUACAGUCACGAUGGGAAACUGUUGCCAAACGAUCUGGAACCAUCCUAAAAACACAGAUAUCCGGCUCAGCCUGCCAGUUGUUUGCUUUGUUUGGCAAACUGCUAUGAUCAUUCUCUUUGGAGUCUUUGUGCGUUAUGAUGAAGAGUCUGAUGCUCACUGGUCUGAAUAUAAGAAGGAGCAUAAUAUUACAAGUGAUAUCGAAAAUGAUUUCUACUACAGAUAUCCAAGUUUCCAAGAUGUGCACGUCAUGAUCUUUGUGGGUUUUGGCUUCCUCAUGACUUUUUUGAAGCGCUACAGCUUUGGUGGAGUGGGCUUCAACUUCCUUAUUGCUUCAUUUGGGCUGCAGUGGGCCCUGCUGAUGCAAGGCUGGUUCCACUCGCUGGACCAUACAGAUGGCAAAAUAAAGAUCGGAGUAGAAAAUAUUAUCAAUGCUGACUUCUGUGUGGCGGGGUGCCUAAUCGCAUAUGGAGCUUGUUUGGGAAAAGUCAGUCCUGUACAGCUGAUGGUGUUAACUCUGUUCGGAAUCACCUUAUUUGCAGUAGAAGAGUACAUCAUCCUUGAAGUUUUGCAUGUCAAAGAUGCUGGUGGCUCCAUGGUCAUCCACACAUUUGGAGGAUAUUAUGGUCUGACAAUAUCGUGGGUGCUCUAUCGACCACACUUAAACCAGAGCAAACGUCUCAAUGGAUCCGUUUACCACUCUGAUGUCUUUGCUAUGAUUGGCUGUCUCUUCCUCUGGAUGUACUGGCCCAGUUUCAACUCUGCCAUUUCACCUCAUGGAGAUGGGCAACACCGAGCUGCCAUCAACACAUACCUGGCCCUGGCAUCCAGCGUCCUCUCCACCUUCGCCAUAUCCAGCCUUUCUGCCAAGAAGGGCAAAUUAGACAUGGUUCAUAUCCAGAAUGCCACCCUGGCUGGAGGUGUUGCGAUGGGAACAGCAGCUGAAUUUAUGAUCACACCCUAUGGUUCACUUAUUGUUGGCUUCCUCUGUGGGAUCAUCUCUACUUUUGGCUACCUAGUGUUAACUCCUUUCCUUGAGAAAUGCCUGAAGAUCCAGGACACUUGUGGAAUCCAUAAUUUACAUGCUAUGCCAGGUGUCCUUGGAGGAGUUGUAGGCGCCAUUACAGCUGCCACUGCCACCGAGUCUGUCUAUUCACAUGAAGGAUUGAUCAACACAUUUGGAUUUACGGGUGAAUUAGCAAAAAGGUCUCCACAAACACAGGGAGGCUAUCAGGCUGCUGGUCUUUGUGUGGCUAUCGCCUUUGGACUAGUCGGUGGAGCAAUAGUGGGUUUUAUCCUGAGACUGCCUUUAUGGGGAGACCCAGCCGAUGAUAACUGCUUUGAUGAUGAAGUGUACUGGGAGCUACCCGAAGAUGAAGAAAGUAUCCCUCCAAUCCUGGAAUACAACAACCACUUUGCUAACAAGCAACCUGACACACGUAUGUCGGAGUCCAACUUCUCCAUAGAGCACAGCUAAUCAGAUUUGGAAAAUUACGCAGAGAUGAUGCAGAUGAGAUCAGUGCUGAAUGAAACCUAUUGAAUGAGGCCUUGGCAACCAGGAAAUCUAAGAUAUAAUAGCAAUUAGCUUGAUUUAAUAGCCAAACUGAAACAAACCCAGUUUAAUCUGAAAACCUAUUAAAAUUGCCAGGUGUCAUAUCUGUAAUAAUAAUUGCUUAAUUAACUUUUUGCUGUAUGUAUGUAUGUAUGUAUGUAGGUAUGUAUGUAUGCAUGUAUGACCACAUACACACACUUGAAAUACUAUUGUUGUAAAAAAUAUUUUUGAUAUUGGUCAUUGACAAAUGUAAGUUUUCCAUGGAACAAGUAGCACAUCUUGUUUAAUGAACAUAUGUACAAAAGCUAGAGUUAUCUUUUUCUGCUCUCCAGAAUUUAAUGGUUGAGGCUCAUUUAAUGCCCUUUUUGUGUGAUAUUUAUUCAGAUUUUGCAUUUUAUUGUAUUUUCAGUUUUGUGAACUUGACUGAUUUAAUGCCUUAUGCAUGCAUUAUUAUUAUCUGCUGUCAUUAAACAUUUUAAUGAAUUAAAAA